GUCAUUCACCAUUUUUUUCCCACCUUUUGAACUAUAUGAACGCGCGGUGUUUAAGUAGAACGUUUUAUGCAAAGAGUUUUUUUAUUUUUUAUUUUAAGACUUACGAACUGGAAAAGAAGAAUGACAGACGUCGUAGAAAAGGCGACAAAGGACGACAGUGUUGCAGUGACAAGUGAGUCUCCAUUGCAGUUAAUGUGAUCGUAAGUUGUAAGCCAAGGGCAUGAAAGUAAGUUUGAGUGAGGAGCCGGGCGUUUACCACCCUGCACAUGGCAUCAGCCGAUGAUAAUGGUGUGGACCGUAUCAAAGAAGAGGACUGUGAAUGGGGACCAGAGAGCUUCUGUGUGAAACAGGAGGACCACAACGAGAGCGUUUCCAUUUUGAAAGUCGAUCAGCCCGAGGAGGGGGUCGUCCGCAUUAAAAUUGAGGCAGUGAGCAGUGUGAAGGAAGAUGUGACCCCUGCGAAUCAGUGCGGCUGGCAGGAAUGGCCGACGUUACAGGGUAGAAAAAGAGGACAACGCACCAGCCAGCGGCUUUCUGCCGAAUCCGGUAAUGGAUUACCUGAGCUGGAGGAGCCGAUCAAUGAGGCGAGAGGUCGCCUGGGAGAGACGCGAGGAAAUUCUGCAGUGUGUCUACAAGAGGAUGAUCAGUUGUUCUCUUCAUUUGCUCAGACCUUUUCCCAGCACCAAUCACAACAGAAAAAGCAUAUUAACUUCAUGUGGAAAUCAACAUCUACAUCAGAGACGGGGAUACUUGACCCUUUGGAAUGCGGUUCUUUGCCUUUUGUGAAUCAGAGCCACUCUAGAAAUCACAAUGUAGAAAAGCCGCAUUGCUGUUCUGAGUGUGGGAAGCAAUUCUCAAAACGAAAGAAUCUCAAGAUCCAUACAAGAAUUCAUACUGGAGUGAAACCCCAUUGCUGUUCUGAGUGUGGCAAGCGAUUCUCUCACAGCAGCAGUCUUCAGAUCCACACAAGAAUUCACACGGGAGAGAAGCCAUAUAGCUGUUCUGAAUGUGGCAAGCAGUUCACAGACAGCAGCAGUCUUCAGAGACACAUCCGAAUUCAUUCCGGAGAGAAGCCGUACUUUUGUACUGAAUGUGGCAAACGAUUUUUAUAUCUAAGCGGCGUCAAGAGCCAUUCCAGAGUUCACAGUGGUGAGAAGCCUUAUUGCUGUUCCGAGUGUGGAAAGAGAUUCUCACAGAUAAGUAACCUAAAGAACCAUACUCGAAUUCACACCGGAGAGAAGCCUCACUGCUGCUUUGAAUGUGGCAAACGGUUCUCCAAAAUCAACAAUCUUAAGAUCCACACAAGAAUACACACCGGAGAGAAACGCUUUUCCUGUUCUGAGUGUGGUAAACAGUUCACAGACAACAGGAGCCUUCAGAGUCACUCGAGAAUCCACACCGGGGAAAAACCUUACCGCUGUUCUGAAUGUGGCAAAGAAUUCUCUCGUAAGAACAGUCUUCGACGGCACACCAGAGUUCACACCGGAGAGAAACCAUAUUGCUGUUCUGAGUGUGGCAAAGCAUUCUCGCAACUGAGCAGCCUUCAGAGCCAUACAAGGAUUCACACAACAAAUGGGCCAAAUAACCGAGAGGAUACUCAGGAUCUGCCACAGAACUCCAGUUAUGAAUUUGUGGGUGGCCCCCAUCCUGUCCAGCUUAAAGCUAAUAUCGUACACUUGUAACAGAAUGUGAACAACAAAAAUGUUACAGUUGUAAUUGUGUCCAACUGAUACAAAAACAAUUAUAUUCCAAGAAUUCACAUCAAGUUCUGAAGUUGUCAUUUUUGAUGAAAAUGGAGAUGCCUACGGGCAAUACCUGGUCUGCAGAGGUACUUGUGUCAGAUGUGCUCUCAAGACCUGCACUUCUACACAAC
Messenger RNA from Erpetoichthys calabaricus (reedfish), 1873 nucleotides. RefSeq names its product zinc finger protein 664-like. Gene Ontology annotation, biological process: regulation of transcription by RNA polymerase II. The transcript has 3 exons. NCBI's taxonomy places the organism in Eukaryota, Metazoa, Chordata, Cladistia, Polypteriformes, Polypteridae. Gene Ontology annotation, cellular component: nucleus. Bases 267 to 1682 code for a protein of 471 amino acids. Gene Ontology annotation, molecular function: RNA polymerase II transcription regulatory region sequence-specific DNA binding; DNA-binding transcription factor activity, RNA polymerase II-specific. The record is from RefSeq and is a predicted model, not a curated record.